This is a messenger RNA of Hermetia illucens (black soldier fly), 976 nucleotides long. Its product is annotated as brachyurin-like. Gene Ontology annotation, biological process: proteolysis. Gene Ontology annotation, molecular function: serine-type endopeptidase activity. NCBI's taxonomy places the organism in Eukaryota, Metazoa, Arthropoda, Insecta, Diptera, Stratiomyidae. The coding region runs from base 45 to 872 and encodes 275 amino acids. The record is from RefSeq and is a predicted model, not a curated record. The transcript has 4 exons.
UCGGUAUCGGGCAAUUUUUAAUCGUUUAAAUUUGCCAUUUCAAAAUGUUAAUGUGGGUCAUUUAUUUUGUGGUGCUAAUAAGUGCGAAAAGUUUUUCAAUCCUGUUGCUUGAUGAUCAUUAUGGCUCUCGCCUUCUUGGAUCUGUACAAGCUGAUGAAAAUGCUUUCCCUUAUACGGUUAAUUAUUUGAUAGGGGCAUUGGGGAUAUGCGGAGGUGCUCUGAUUUCUUCGGAACAUAUACUCACAUCGGCAUCUUGUUUGGAAGGGCAAACUGCAGUUUUUGUGUGUAUCGGCGCCCACGACAGAACGUUACUAGAACCUGGUCAAUACAGGGAAUUGGUAACACAAGACCGAUUUAUCAUCCAUGAAAACUGGACUGUGGCAACUUACGAAAACAAUAUUGCGAUAUUGGUUCUUAAUGGAAAUUUUGAAAUGACUGAAAAAAUCCAAAGUAUCGGACUACCUUCACGCUCAUUUCUAGAAAAAGCUUUCCAGGACUUCAACUUUAUUGCAAGCGGUUGGGGGUAUGCUGGAGGCACACAUGAAACGGAGAGUUUUCUGCAUUAUAUGAAUGCUUCCCUUCUACCGAAUGCAAUAUGCAGACACUUCUAUGCACCAAGCUUCACUUUAGAUAAUAUCUGCAUCGAUGGAAGUUUUGGCCAUAGUGGAUGCGACGGAGAUGCCGGCGGUCCAUUGGUGUUAGCUCCAGAAGUUGAGGACCAAAAUCAAUUUUCUUCGAACUGGAUUUUAGUUGGUAUCCAAUCCCUUGUUCCACAGCUUGGAUGUGAAGAACGUUGGCCAACUCUUUACACAAGAGUUUCUUCGUACUUGGAUUGGAUUGAAGAGAAAACAGCAAUAUCCAUUGAGGAUUAGUGUAUUUUGGAGAUGAAUUUAAUUUUUUAUGCAUUCUUGUGAUACACAUUUUAUCGAUAUAAUUUAAUUCUUUAUGCAUUAAAAUUAUUUAUUUAUACAGUGAA